Molecule: messenger RNA, 1680 nt
Organism: Macrosiphum euphorbiae (potato aphid)
Lineage: Eukaryota; Metazoa; Arthropoda; Insecta; Hemiptera; Aphididae
Source: the annotation of a GenBank genome assembly
AUGAUGAAGUCGAGUGAAGUAGACGUGGUCAAGAUGAUCGAUGCCAAUAAAAUGCGGAAGGAAAAAAAGUUGUCGGUAAGUUCUAUUAGUAGUAGUCCGGCAUCGGACUUAAAACCUCGGGUGGUGACUGUCAAGCAGCACGACUCAAAAAAGCUUUACACGCCGACUGCUAAAAAGGAAAAUACAAAAAAAAUUGUUCAAGAUGCAACAAAGGAAAUUCAGAACUGCAAUGAUAGUUCUGAAUGGCGCCUAGAUUUGAGUAAAUCCGGUUUGACUAAAGUGCCAAUAACUAUUAGAGAUGCCACACAAUUGACUGAAUUGUAUUUGUACGGUAAUAAAUUGGUCACUUUACCAUCAGAAAUUGGGUGUCUGACUAACUUACAGACACUAGCACUCAGUGAAAACUCUCUAACUUGUCUACCGGAUUCGCUAGCUAAUCUUACUAGUCUUAAAGUCUUAGACCUAAGGCACAACAAACUUACUGAAGUGCCAGAUGUUGUCUAUAAGCUUGAUACGCUAACUACACUGUUUUUGCGUUUUAAUCGUAUACGUACAGUGAGUGAUGACAUUAGUAAAUUAGUCAACCUAGUCAUGCUCAGUUUACGAGAGAAUAAAAUCAAAGAACUUUCAUCUGGUAUCGGUAAACUGGACAAAGUAGUUACAUUUGAUGUGUCACAUAAUCAUUUGGAACAUUUGCCAGAAGAGAUUGGAAAUUGUAUACAAUUGUCUACACUAGAUCUUCAACAUAAUGAACUUGUCGACAUUCCUGAGACCAUUGGAAAUCUUACACUUCUAACACGUUUAGGGUUACGAUAUAACAGAUUGAAAAAUUUACCGAAUUCAUUGAGUAAUUGUAAUCGAAUGGAUGAAUUUAAUGUAGAAGGUAACAUGCUUAGUUGUUUGCCUGAUGGCCUACUUGUUAACUUAAAAGAAAUGAACAGUAUAACACUAGCUAGAAAUAGUUUCACAGCAUAUCCUACUGGAGGGCCUGCCCAAUUUAUUGCUGUAGACUCAAUUAAUUUUGAACAUAACAAAAUUGAUAAAAUACCCUAUGGAAUAUUUUCCAAAGCUAAUUACCUAACAAAACUUAAUAUGAAAGAUAAUGCCUUGACAUCACUGCCAUUAGAUGUUGGUUCUUGGACCAAUAUGGUUGAGCUGAAUGUUGCAACAAACAUGAUUACCAAAUUGCCCGAUGACAUACAAUAUCUACAAUCCCUAGAGGUGUUGAUCUUGUCCAACAAUCUAUUGAAAAGACUGCCAGGUACUAUAGGAAAUCUUCAAAAACUCAGAGUGCUUGAUCUUGAAGAAAACAAACUAGAAACAUUACCUCAGGAAAUUGGUUAUUUGCGAGAGCUGCAAAAAUUAAUUUUACAAUCCAACCAAUUGCUAUCUUUACCACGGGCGAUUGGUCAUCUCACAAAUCUGGCAUACCUUAGUGUUGGUGAAAAUAAGCUUAGUACAUUACCAGAAGAAAUCGGUACCCUGGAAAAUUUGGAGGCACUUUACAUUAAUGACAACCAGAGCCUUCAUCAUUUGCCAUUCGAACUUGCCUUAUGUUCCAAGUUGCAGUUGUUGGGAAUAGAAAAUUGUCCAUUGAGUCAACUUGGCGAUGCAGUCAAAGGUGGUCCAUCUUUAGUAAUGACUUAUCUCAAGGUAAAUGGCCCAUACCGUACUCUAUGA